Molecule: messenger RNA, 847 nt
Organism: Salmo salar (Atlantic salmon)
Lineage: Eukaryota; Metazoa; Chordata; Actinopteri; Salmoniformes; Salmonidae
Product: centromere protein O-like
Cellular component (GO): kinetochore; Mis6-Sim4 complex
Source: RefSeq, a predicted model, not a curated record
AUAUGAGAGGAAUGAGGAUGUUGAUGACCUGGAAGAUGGCUCAGAUAACUCACAACUUCUGCUGAUGAUGGCCAGACACACACAACUGAAGGACCUGCUUCAUGCUCACCAUCUUAUAGGUGGGUAUGAUGUCCUCCAGACUCGUAAAGGAGUGUGUGUCUCGUUGGCCACUGCAUACGAAGGCGUCUACCUUGAGACAUAUAACCUGGAGAUAGAUCUGGGAUCUAAUCUGAGGAUCUGCCGGCAUAACAUCCCUCCGUUCAUCCCCUUGGAGAGGCUUGUUACGCAGGGCAACAUGCAGACAGACAUCAGGGACUUCCUGGACACCCUCAGCCAGUAUCUCAAUGCCUACGCUGGCCGCAAGCAGCAGCUACACCUCACCAAGGAGAUCCAUAGCUCUGUUCAGGUGGCGGAAAGUAAUGCUCUCUGCACUAUACUGGUGCUGAUGUUCACUAUACCAGGAGAGAAGGCCGAGGCUACACUGUGUACACUGCAGUAUGCUGACCACACACAACGCCUGCCCACCCGGGUUAACAUAGAGUCUGAAGACACUGCGCUGGUGAGUUCUCCACAAUGGAAGAAGAACCAAGCCCUACUCCUGGGGACUCCAUUACACACAGCCUUGGUGACCAUGAAGAAGAAUGGCAGUAUCGCUUAAUCUGCUCACAGUAUACUGUAAAUACGCUCAUGACUGAAUAAUUGUUUAUGUCAAUGUAUUUCAUUUAUUUAACGUAUCUUUUUAUACUCAUUUCAUUGUCAGUCUUCCCUGUGGCUCAGUUGGUAGAGCAUGGUGUGUGCAACACCAGGGUUGUGGGUUCGAUUCCCACAGGGGGCCAGUACAAAAAAA